GUGCAUAUCUCUAGUGAAGUGAAAAAUUCAAGUGAAAAAUGGCUCGUACUAAGCAAACUGCCCGUAAAUCGACCGGUGGAAAGGCUCCCCGUAAACAACUAGCCACCAAAGCUGCCCGUAAGAGUGCCCCAGCCACCGGCGGUGUUAAGAAGCCUCAUCGUUUCCGUCCUGGUACAGUUGCUUUGCGUGAAAUUCGUCGUUACCAGAAGAGUACUGAAUUGUUGAUCCGCAAAUUGCCCUUCCAACGUUUGGUUCGUGAAAUCGCUCAAGAUUUCAAAACUGACUUGCGUUUCCAGAGCUCUGCUGUUAUGGCCUUGCAAGAAGCUAGCGAAGCCUACUUGGUUGGUCUUUUCGAAGAUACUAACUUGUGCGCCAUCCAUGCUAAGCGUGUCACCAUCAUGCCUAAGGAUAUCCAAUUGGCCAGACGUAUUCGUGGAGAACGUCAAAUGGUUGAUGCCGCCAUCAAGACCCUGAAGGAACGUGGAGGUUCAUCAUUGCCCGCCAUCAAGAAAUACUUGGCCAGCACAUACAAAGUAGAUGCCCAAAAAUUGGCCCCCUUCAUCAAGAACUUCGGCCUCCAAGGAACCCAAAGACUGAACCCAAAGACUGCUGAAAAGAAGAAGAAGGCCCCAGCCGCUGGUGACAAAAAGAAGAAGGCUGCCGCCCCUAAAAAGGCCGCUGGUGAGAAGAAGGCAGCUGCCAAAAAACCCUCUGCCGCCAAGAAGACCGCUGAAAAGAAGAAGGCCGACAAACAAAGGCAAAGGCUGCCAAGAAACCCGGUACAGUUAAAGCUAAACCAGCAAAGACCGCCGCCAAAGCAUCUGCCACUAAACCAAAGGCACCCAAGGCAAAAACUGCAGCUGCUAAGCCCAAAAAGGCCGCAGCAGCAAAGAAGCCAGCUGCUAAGAAAACCGCCGCCAAGAAAAAUGGCUCGUACUAAGCAAACUGCCCGUAAAUCGACCGGUGGAAAGGCUCCCCGUAAACAACUAGCCACCAAAGCUGCCCGUAAGAGUGCCCCAGCCACCGGCGGUGUUAAGAAGCCUCAUCGUUUCCGUCCUGGUACAGUUGCUUUGCGUGAAAUUCGUCGUUACCAGAAGAGUACUGAAUUGUUGAUCCGCAAAUUGCCCUUCCAACGUUUGGUUCGUGAAAUCGCUCAAGAUUUCAAAACUGACUUGCGUUUCCAGAGCUCUGCUGUUAUGGCCUUGCAAGAAGCUAGCGAAGCCUACUUGGUUGGUCUUUUCGAAGAUACUAACUUGUGCGCCAUCCAUGCUAAGCGUGUCACCAUCAUGCCUAAGGAUAUCCAAUUGGCCAGACGUAUUCGUGGAGAACGUGCUUAAAUUCUUGACGU
Messenger RNA from Musca domestica (house fly), 1348 nucleotides. RefSeq names its product histone H3-like centromeric protein cpar-1. Gene Ontology annotation, molecular function: protein heterodimerization activity; structural constituent of chromatin; DNA binding. Gene Ontology annotation, biological process: nucleosome assembly. Gene Ontology annotation, cellular component: nucleosome. The coding region runs from base 39 to 1337 and encodes 432 amino acids. The record is from RefSeq and is a predicted model, not a curated record. Lineage: Eukaryota; Metazoa; Arthropoda; Insecta; Diptera; Muscidae. The transcript has 4 exons.